UUUUUUGCCUUUGUGUAAAGCGCCAUCUAGCGGUCGCUUUCAAAAAUAGAAUUACUCUAAUCUCGCGAUGUUUCAGGUGGAUAUCUCGUGUUUCCGCAAGCCUUGUGGUUCUUUGCAGAAGGGCAAGAAGAGGCCGAAACAAGGGUGCCCUGUGUAGCAAGAACUCGACACUUCAUCCUUCAAACAUGUUGUCAAGGCUCGUAUUUGUGUCAGCCAGUGGCCUGAAAAGCAGCGGUCCCCUUGGAGCUGGUCUGGUCCACGCGUCCCGCUCCCUGCACACAUCGUCCCAGAGUCUGGCCCCUGUGCCCCCUCUGCCAGAGAAGGGAGGCAAAGUUCGUCAUGGCAUCUUCCCAGAGGAGAUUUUCCAGCUCCUGUACCCCAAAACUGGAGUCACAGGACCCUACAUGCUGGGCACUGGCCUCCUCCUCUACAUGCUUUCCAAGGAAAUCUAUGUCAUCAACCAUGAGACUUUUGCUGCUGCCUCCAUCGGUGCCGUCAUCAUCUAUGGUAUCAAGAAAUUUGGUCCAAGUGUUGCAGCUUUUGCUGACAAACUGAAUGAGGAAAAAGUGGCCAAGGCUCAGGAGGUCAAAGACCUCGCCAUGGCCAGCCUGGCUCAGGCUAUUGAGGAUGAGAAGAAGGAACAGUGGAGAGCAGAGGGAAGAUCAAUGCUCUUCAACGCUAAGAGGAACAAUGUGGCCAUGCUGUUGGAGACCAACUACAGAGAAAGGCUACACAUGGUGACCAAUGAGGUGAAGAGGCGCUUGGACUACCAGGUGGCUCUGCAGAAUCUCCACACCCGGAUGGAGCAGGAGCACAUGGUUAACUGGGUGGAGAAGAGUGUUGUCAGCAGCAUCACUCCACAGCAGGAGAAAGAGAGCAUCGCCAAGUGCAUCACAGACCUGAAGGUUCUGGCCAAGGCCACUCAGGCCAAAGCUACAGCCUGAACUGUCAAGUCUUCAGAGAAGACUUCUCUAAUCCCCAACUCAUGGUCCCAAUAAGAGACAUUAACUUUUAUUUACAGAAUAAACUAUUUCUUCUUUAAAGACUGUCUCUGUCAGUAUGUCAUGGGUGUGUACAGUAUUUACACGUCAGCUGAUGGUAAAAUAAAUGGUUCUCUUAUCCAACUUCAA
Messenger RNA from Etheostoma spectabile (orangethroat darter), 1130 nucleotides. RefSeq names its product ATP synthase peripheral stalk-membrane subunit b (gene atp5pb). The record is from RefSeq and is a predicted model, not a curated record. Gene Ontology annotation, molecular function: proton-transporting ATP synthase activity, rotational mechanism. Bases 186 to 944 code for a protein of 252 amino acids. Gene Ontology annotation, biological process: proton motive force-driven ATP synthesis. NCBI's taxonomy places the organism in Eukaryota, Metazoa, Chordata, Actinopteri, Perciformes, Percidae. The transcript has 7 exons.